AUGGCCUUCCAUGAAUCUUCAGCUUUGGUCCGCAUGUUCAUCGUCAAGAAUAUCAAUAUCCCGCCCUCUCCCACUGUACCGCCAGACCAGGAUGCCGCUACCGAAUCACAACGAAUCAAUCUAUCCUUCAUGGAUCUACCACGAGAGCUCCGAGAUAUCGUAUACGAGCUCUACCUCCCGGAUACAGAAUCCACAUACGACGCAAAGACACACAAGUUUACCAUCACCAACAAGGAAGCUGACGACAUGUCGCUUGGCUUCACUUGCCAUACCAUCUUAGAGGAGCUACUUUGUCGCGCAUUCGAAGUCAAUCUAACUUUCCAUGCUGCUUUCGUGCACACGCCACGCGAGAGUGACGAUCAAUGGGUCGAUGACAUUGGCCACAUCUUACUUCACAAGGAGGAUGUCGUGGAUCAAAUGGCCCGUAGGUUUCUAACGGAGGCCGGAGAGGAAGAGAUAGCUACAUGCUAUCCACAGUUUCAGCCCAUACUCUCUGCCUGGCGCUCGAACCGCGAUGAAACAUGGUUCUCCAAAGGCCAUGACUGGGGAGAAGCUCCAUCGAUCUACCGCGACUUCAUCCAGCACACAUUGACUGUGCUCGCAAAGCAUCCCGAGUUCGCGCACGACGACAUAGAGUGGAUGGACAUCUUGCGGACACCAUCAGGCGCUCAACUACCAGCUCGCAACCUCUUGGAUCUUACCAAUUUACAGUCCAAACUCUGGUCGAUUCCUACGAACGGAGACUUCAUGCAUAACGUGUCUAUCUCUGGAUUUCCUACUGAGAAUAGCGAUUACCCCAAUACCAUUAGGUACCCAUUCUCGGCCGCAGCUAUCGCAAUACGAUUCCUCAACUUCCUGCCCCAGGGCCUGCGGAAGCAGAUCCAACGUCUCCGCCUUGUUGAAAAUCGAACUUCUAUCGCGCAUCCGGAGUGCCACAUGCGAGGCUUGAUACCAUUCUGCAUCGAUAUGCCAAAACUCCGUAUUGAACGAGACGUCACCAUCCCUACCCCUGGCUCAACGAGAGACGAGUAUAUGUGCGAGAAGGCAGACAGGAGGGCAAAAAGAAGCCUAAACGUAACCGGAGGAUCUGGCCAAACUGGAGCCCACCUUCAUUUCACGACUGGUUCACAGCUCAUGUAUUACCAGAAGCCCAGUCCGUGA
Messenger RNA from Alternaria triticimaculans, 1161 nucleotides. RefSeq lists its product as uncharacterized. The record is from RefSeq and is a predicted model, not a curated record. Lineage: Eukaryota; Fungi; Ascomycota; Dothideomycetes; Pleosporales; Pleosporaceae. The transcript has a single exon. The coding region runs from base 1 to 1161 and encodes 386 amino acids.